AUGGUCGCUCAAGUACAAAAGCCAGCUCCAAGCUUUACCAAGACUGCCGUCGUUGAUGGUGUCUUUGAAGAAAUUUCUCUAGAACAAUACAAAGGUAAAUAUGUUGUUCUAGCCUUCGUUCCAAUGGCUUUCACUUUCGUUUGUCCAACUGAAAUUGUUGCUUUCUCUGAUGCUGUUCAAAGAUUCAGAGAUCAAGGUGCUGAAGUUUUGUUUGCUUCUACUGAUUCUGAAUACUCUUUACUAGCCUGGACUAAUGUUGCUAGAAAGGAUGGUGGUUUAGGUCCAAUUGAUAUUCCAUUAUUAGCUGACAGAAACCAACAGCUAUCUAGAGACUACGGUGUGUUAAUUGAAGAAGAAGGUAUUGCUCUAAGAGGUCUAUUUGUUAUUGAUCCAAAGGGUAUCCUAAGACAUAUUACUAUUAACGAUUUACCAGUUGGUAGAAAUGUCGAAGAAGCCUUAAGAAUCGUUGAAGGUUUCAAAUGGACUGAUGAAAAUGGUACUGUCUUACCAUGUAACUGGACUCCAGGUUCUGCUACUAUCAAACCAGAUGUUGCUGGUUCCAAGUCAUACUUUGAAGAAGCUAACAAAUAA
Molecule: messenger RNA, 591 nt
Organism: Maudiozyma saulgeensis
Lineage: Eukaryota; Fungi; Ascomycota; Saccharomycetes; Saccharomycetales; Saccharomycetaceae
Source: the annotation of a GenBank genome assembly